Eubalaena glacialis (North Atlantic right whale) is the source of this 4402-nucleotide messenger RNA. It is a transcript of the gene HEATR4, whose product is annotated as HEAT repeat containing 4. Bases 1185 to 4208 code for a protein of 1007 amino acids. The transcript has 18 exons. The record is from RefSeq and is a predicted model, not a curated record. NCBI's taxonomy places the organism in Eukaryota, Metazoa, Chordata, Mammalia, Artiodactyla, Balaenidae. Gene Ontology annotation, molecular function: oxidoreductase activity.
CGCGUCCUUCUCGUCGCGCAGGGACGCGCGCAGCGUGACCGGCUGCCCCGGGGCCAGGCCGUGCACGGCGAUGCGCACCGGCUCGUCCCAGCGGCAGCGGACAGCGGGCUCCAGCGUCACUGUCGCCGCCAUCCUGGCAGGGGCCCAAGAGUUUGGGUCACCGGUCCUCAGCUUUGUAGGCCCUGCCAACCGCGCCCAGGGUGUCGGGUCCCAUCGACAGAGUCGGAAGGGUCGCAGGAGAGCCGGAAAUGCGACCACCAUUUUGCGCCUUUUUCAGAUCUCGGGUCAACUGAAGAGGGCUGUGAAGAAAGUUAGAAACUAGAGUCCCUCUAGCGACAGGCUGCCUAUCUGCAGUCUAAGGCCUAAUGGGGCCGAGCAGCCUGCUAUAACUCUUUGGAGGGCCGCGAAGUCCUGCCAAUCAGUGGCCGACCUUUAAAAGCGAAAGCAGACACACAGGAACUUUAUGUUGGGAAAAAUUUUCCUAGUUUUGCCUCUCAGAAGCUCUUUGGCUCGUGCAGUGUGGGCUGGACCGGGCUGCCCCUGAAGGAACCCGGCACUUAACAAAGUGUCCAGUCUCCAAAAUUAAUGUAAUAGGGCAGGGCGCGCCGGCCGGACCCCGGAGCCUCCAUGAUGUAGGAGCGUGAGGCCGCUGCCGCCUCCUGCAGCCAGCCGCCCGAUUGGCUCCGACGCGGGCCCGAGGCCGAACGGGUCGACCCCGGUCUCUGCCCCCGCCCCCGCCCCCGCCCCCAGCCCAGCUGCUAAGGCAGACGGCAGCUGAGGCAGCGCCGGCCCCUCGGCGGGACCGAGCCCCUGAGCCUGCUCGGGAUCCUGUGGUGGAGCAGGGCAGCGAGCAGCCCUUGGCGCGCAGCCGUUGCUGCACGCAGUUACCCUGGGCGACCGGUUACCGUGAGAACUCCAAAGCGGGAAGGUUAGAGAGGCGAUUAGCGGUCCUGCUCCGGCAACUGUUUGCCCGGCGGUGGUCCUCCAGCGGAGAGUGAGGCCGGAACAGAGAAUAACAUUUGUCUGGUGGAGAUUUAUGAGAACAUCGUUACCUGACCUUGACCUGACCUGGCCUCAGGAACAAAGGAUCUGGAACAUCCCUGGUGGUCCAGUGGGUGCCUGCUCAUGCCUCCAGGUCCUCCACUGGACCAGGCAGUGUGGAAGGAAGCAUUUGCUGGGAAACAAUGACUAAGACCGAGAAGGGAAAGACCUUUCUCUCCCAGCAUUUCCGUCAGUCACUCUCCCCACGGCUGGGAUGGGGCAUGAUUUUCUCCUACUUAAAACCAAGAAACAAGGAGGAGUGCGCCUCCGUUUCCAGUGUGUCUCCAGUCUUCCACUCCAGCCCGCAGCACUGUGCAAACCUCAAGAACCUAUAUUUGAAACAGGCAGCUGCAAACCUCACCUUUUCUCAGGAGGUGGUGCAGCAGCGAGGGCUGGCCAGCAUUCCUUACAGCCAAUACAGCUUUGACCAUCUCUACAAUGCAGACAGCAUCAUCCAGCCUCCCCAAGUCAGGAAGCCCCGACCUGAGAAGCCCAUCAGCUUCAAGUUCUUGGAUUUUUCAGGUCCCUCAACAAGGGUCACCUCCCAGGCUAUGAAGACGGAAAGCUCUGCCGAUCUUAAGAAGCUGAAGAAAUCAAAGCCAGCAAGCGCAGUCCAGGAAGCAUCUGGUCCUCUCAAUCUUCAUCCAAGCAGGGAGCUGGACGUGCUGGAUCUGUCACUUUCUCCAGAUGUGAACCUGGAGGAGAGGGAAACCUGGCUUCCACCUCCUGAGAAGGAGGCCAGAGCAUGGCAGGCUGUUGUGCUGGAAAAGCUUAACAAGCGCACUGCCCGAUGGAUCCAGAACAAGCGUCCUCUGAGGCCUGGGGUGUCCCCCAGUAAGUGGCAGAGCUUCUUGCACCAGCAAUACGACUGGGGCCACAUCCGGCAUGAGCUCACUUCCUCCAGCGACCUGGAGCUCUUAAAACAGCUGGAGGAAGAAGAGACAGCAGAAUUUGAGGACCGAAGUGUCGUUCUGCCCACCCAGGAGGAAAAGAAGCCAGAGCUGCUGCUUCCUGUCUAUUAUAGAUUGCCCAAUUACUUGCUGCAAGUGCAGACAGUUGAAAGCAUGCCUGGCAUCAAUAAGACUGCUGAGGACAUCGAUGGAAAGGGGAGCGUCUACCAGCCCCCAAGGCAGAGCCACUUCCGACAGGUGAAUCCCCAAGCUGGAAAGUUUGCUUACUCCACAGACAACACCUUUGAACAGGAGAUUUACUUCGAUAAAGUCCAGAUCAUCCACCAGAUUGGUGCAAAGAGAGACCAAAUUUUCCUGGAAAACCUCAAUCGAUACAACAAGCAGCUAUCUAAGGUCUUCCCUGAAACCCCAGAAAGGUGGACUUCCCAGCCAGUUCCUGAACCAUCUUGCAGACCUGUGAAAGGAGCCAUGCGCUGGACAGCUUUGCCCAUACCAGCCAAGGAUCUGCUGCUGCAGGUGGGGGAGGAGGACAUGCCCAUGAAGACCAGGAGACUGAAGAAGCAGGCAGAGUCACUGAAGGAGAAUGUGACUUGGGAACUGGUGGUCCUGCGGAGGAUGCUGCAGGAAUGGAAGAUGGCCUGGGCUCUAAUCAUCGAGUGGCACCAUAAAACAAUAGAGGGCCUGCUGCGGAGCUUGGUGGACAUCCAUGAUGACAUCCGGAUCCAAGCCAUCAUCACUUGUGCCACAGCUGCUUUAGAACGGCCCCGUAUUGCCAUCAGCCAGGGGGACUCAGACAAGGAAACUGUCAAAGCUCCAUCUAUCCAGGACUUGCCAGAGGUUCUACAGCCCCCCCUAAAGGCUGCUCUUUGUGACAAGAAUGCCAAUGUGCGGAUGGCAGCAGCGGUAUGCCAAUAUGCCAUACAGUCACAUAAUCUUCUUGCCCGGGAAAUCAUGCAGGCUGCCCUUUUGAAGGGUAAUAGCGUGGACAGCUGGGCUGCAGCUCAGUGCCUGGCUCUGGAAGGUGCUGCCACUUACCCUGUGAUUAAGAGGAUCCUCCAUCAGCUGUUUAACAAGAAGAAUGAGGACACUGAGCAACAGUCCUGUAUGCUCCUGAGCCAUCUAAGUGGGAAGACAAGCCUGAUACAUACCAUGCUUGCCGUGGAGCUGAAUAGUCAUCAAUGGAAAGACCGGAUUGUAGCCUGCCGAGCUCUCUCCCAGAUUGGUGGAAAUGUCAGUGUGGAUAUGAAACAUAAGUUGAUCCAGCUGAUGUUGAGUGACUGGAAUAAGAAAGUGAGACAAGCAGCUGCCCAAGCUCUGGGGCAAAUGAGCCUUGGGAAAGAGGUGCAUGACACAAUCAGAGUCAAGCUGGGCCAAGGAAACUUCCAGGAGCGUGUGGAAGCCCUCUCCCUGAUUCGUGGGCUCAAGCUCAUGACCGCCAAACUUCUCCCAAGCUUUCUGAGCUCCUUCUCUGAUGACUUCAUGGCAGUUCGGCAGGCAGCUUGUUUGGCUGCUGGUGCCCUGCAGAUCCAUGAUAAUAUGGUCCUUGAAUGCCUUCUGAAUCUCAUACAGAGAGAUCCCUGCUGGAAAAUCAAGGCCUUUGCCAUUCGAGCUUUGGGACAAAUUGGCCACGUGAGUCCCCAACUGACAGACCUCCUGCUCUGGGCUAUCCACUACGAAGAAUCACCAGGUGUACGACUAGAGGCUUGCCGUAGCAUCCUAGCCCUCAAACUUCAAGGAGACCGAGUCAGGGACACCUUCCUAGACGUGCUGCUCCUAGAGAACCAUGAUGCUGUCCUAAAAGAAAUUCACCAUGCAAUGAAGAUACUCAACUUAGAAAAUGAAGGAAACCAAGAAAUGCUUCAGGAGAUCAAGAACAGGAUUCAAACACUAAGCCAAAAGGAACUGUUGAUACAGAAAAUAUUCAAGAUUGAGACAGUCAUAGGAAAAGUGAAGGAGGAAGCAAAACGUGUUUACAUGCAACCCAAACAGGGGCAAAAACCACUGAAAUUACAUACUUUUCUCCAAGAAACUUUUCAGGAUGAGGUGGUGUUUCCUAGAAGACCGUCUGAGUUCUGUGACAUUGAAGCAGUCAUAAAGCCUGUGAGGCCCCGCACACCAAAUCCCUGGUCACAGAGUCCAGUCCCGGGCCUAAACACAAGAAGCAAAGGUCAUUCAUCACUUGUCAAAGAUCUACGCACUGCCCGGGAAAAAAGGAUUGCGAUGGGACCAUUUGGAUCUGACAACCAAGAUCUCUAGCUAAGUAAAAACUCAAGUUUUUUCCAGGGUCAUGUCCUCUUCCCCUAGAAGGAAAGGUAAUUAUUUCUAGGAUGAGCCCUUCUCUUUCUCCAAGACACAGGCAGCCGUGGACCUAGUCACAUUCUUCUCUUUAACUGAUGUUGUGUAAUCUCUUUGUCAUUAUAUUUAUAAAGAAAAAUCUGAUUAACAGUAAA